Messenger RNA from Dacryopinax primogenitus, 956 nucleotides. RefSeq lists its product as uncharacterized. The transcript has 5 exons. The record is from RefSeq and is a predicted model, not a curated record. NCBI's taxonomy places the organism in Eukaryota, Fungi, Basidiomycota, Dacrymycetes, Dacrymycetales, Dacrymycetaceae. Bases 32 to 583 code for a protein of 183 amino acids.
UCACUUUCUCAUCUAAGCACCUUGUGGACACAUGCCUCCCCUUCUCCUCCACCGCUAUGGCGAGAUUCCUGCGCUCAACAAUCCUCUCACGCUAGACGAUCUACGCACUGCCGACGAGUAUAUCGAGUUUGUCCUGGAGCGUCGCGACAAAGUGCCGCGAGGGGUUCCACUUGCCACACAGCAGCAUCUAACUAGUGCGAUAAUGUGGAAAGAACGAAUGCGUACUGAGAUGUGCAAUACUUACUAUGCCGCCGCUGACAUUCACCCUGAACAAGAAGCAGGCAUGGGACAGUUGAUGCAACACCCUGGCCAAAUGCAACAAGCUCUACAGCAGAGCCUACACGAUGGGCUAGCUGGCGUACACGAAAGAAUGGACAACUUGCAGGCCAACAUGCAGCAGAUGUUCACCGAUGUGCAGCAGAAUUUGGACCAGAGUUUCGCCGGCAUGGAGGCAAGAUUAACUGGCAUAGAGGGGAGAUUGAUCAGGAUAGAGGAAAGACUGACGAACAUCGAAGCAGACGGCCAUUCAAGCAAGAAUCGCAGGGGUCGAAGAGAGGGGCACCGCGACAGACGAGAAACUUGAUACCGAGUUGCCAGUGCAGUGCGAAGGGGUGUGGCGCGUUGAAAGUAUCAGUGCAAAGGCUUGGAACCGUCAAUGUGGGACGAGACUGGUUGACUUGUAUGCGAAGGUGCCCUACAACACUCAUGUCCCCUAUGCCGACAUACCGCGGAUUCGGAACUUUCGGCAUCUUCAGAGGGCGAGUAACGCAACAGUCAACGCCUGGCUGCGCUUUUACCAUUGCUCCCGGCCGGGCACACUGGCUCAGAAGAAAGUCCGGCUAUGUCUCAUCCUUGGUCUUAAUCCCUACCGAUGCGAUGCUUUCCGCCUGGGUUAAUUUUACUAUUGCAAGGCACCUCCAUAUGUGCAGUAGUGGUCAAAAGUCUCUGCGCUCUGA